Messenger RNA from Moneuplotes crassus, 933 nucleotides. NCBI's taxonomy places the organism in Eukaryota, Ciliophora, Spirotrichea, Euplotida, Euplotidae. The record is from the annotation of a GenBank genome assembly.
AUGCACAGCCAUUCGAAGCUGUUUUACAAAACGCUUCGUCCGUAUUGCCUUCCUCGCAAUAUUUCCUUCCAUAGACCACAGUUGCUCUUUAGGGUUCCUCUAAGGUUCAUAAGUAUCAGCAAGAAUCUUUCAAAGGAUCCUUAUGUUCUGCUAAAUGUAGACCGUGAUACUGAAAUCAAGGAUGUGAAGAAGGCUUAUUUCAAGUUAGCUAAGAGAUAUCACCCAGAUCUGAACCCUGGCAAUGAAUAUGCAGAGAAAAUGUUUAUCCUAGCUAAGGAAGCCUUCAGGCAGAUCGAGAUGGAUAAAGACCCCUCCCUUAGGAAGAAGAGAGAGGAAGAGCAUAGAACUUAUGAGGAGGAAGAUAAGAAAGACGGAUUUAAGAGCAAAAGACCUAAUAAGUUUUAUGAACAGUUCCAUGAAGAUCCCAAUACAGCAGCAGAAGCUCAUCAGGAACUCAAAUGGAUGCGCAGGUUUAAUGUGAAAGAGCAUCGUAGUGAAUUCAUGCCAAUGCAUUACAGAAAUAUUGACAGACAUGGAAUGAGCUAUAUGGAGAAAGAGAAGGUCAAACCCUUCGACAGAAUUAAGUUUCCUAUCGUUAUAUUCUUCACAAUAGUUGGAUUCAUAGUCUUGGUAAUGGGAGCUCAGAAACAGCUUGAUAGAUCAGAAAACUUCCUAAGCAUUUCUAGGAAAGCAAGGCUUAACUCGAUGAAAAAGUCUAAGAUGGUUAUUAGGGAAGAUGAAAUCAGUACGAUUGAACAAGAAGUGGUUGAGACAAAGCAAUAUCAAAAACUCCAGGAUGAGAAGAAAAAUCUGAAAAAAUCGAUUGAUGGAACCAAAACUUUUGUGAGAAGACAAAAUUUUCAACCGAAGAAGCAGGAGAUUAUCCGUUUAUCUGACAAAAGAUAGCUGAGAAUAUCCAUCCUUGUGUGAUAA